Ictalurus punctatus (channel catfish) is the source of this 927-nucleotide messenger RNA. RefSeq names its product sarcoplasmic reticulum histidine-rich calcium-binding protein. Bases 280 to 795 code for a protein of 171 amino acids. The transcript is spliced from 2 exons. The record is from RefSeq and is a predicted model, not a curated record. Lineage: Eukaryota; Metazoa; Chordata; Actinopteri; Siluriformes; Ictaluridae.
UUAAAGCGUCUGAGCGGUCGAACUCUGAAUUUACAAGUGAGAUUUUUACUUUGAGACCAUUUUCUACACUGCGAUCAUCUCCAGUACCGCGUCAUCUCUACGAUCAACUCCAGAACCGAGUCAUCUCUACGAUCAACUCCAGUACCGAGUCAUCUCCACGAUCAUCUCCAGAACCGAGUCGUCUCUACGAUCAAAUCCAGUACCGAGUCAUCUCCACGAUCAACUCCAGAACCGAGUCAGCACUACACUCAUCCCUGCACCACUUGGGUCUUCUCAGCCAUGAUCUUUAGGAUGGACGAAGCGCCGCAGCCCCAGGAGGACGAGCCUGAGACUGGAGUGAGCGGACUGCCUGACCUGCCUGUCAGCAACGAAACAUGGAGGGAGGAAACUGUCGAGGAUGUGCACCAGGGUAGGAGGAGACGGAGGGAGCAGGUUAGUGAUGAAGAGGACAACACUGAAGAGGCCCCUCAUAGAAGAAGGCAACAUGAGGAGCAGGAAGAGGAUGACGAUGACGUGUUUGAGCUCAAUAAUUUGGAGAGUAGCUCACCCCCUUUGUGGAACUCAUUCCCAGUUUUGGAGUGGAUUCACAACAUACGAGUGCGUUGCAGCAAUGAGCAAUUCCGGGAGAGGAGACGGAGGGAGCAAGUGAGUGAUGAAGAGGACAACAUUAAAGAGGCCCCUCCUAGUAGAAGACGGCGUGUAGAGCAAGACUAUGAUGAACAUGAGGAUGAUGACCAUGCGGAUGAUGACCAUGAGGAUGGACCCAGCUGGAAUUGUUUCCAUUCCUGUUCCUAGAAUAAUUUUUCUAGUUAUUAUUAACUAUUAGUAUGGUACUAGCUUUGUAGCUACCAUGAGAUAAGGUCCAGUAUUCAGAUUUUUUUUAAAUCUUUGGAAAAUAUUUCACCUCAAGGUUGUAACAUUAGUCUU